Molecule: messenger RNA, 3370 nt
Organism: Ipomoea nil (Japanese morning glory)
Lineage: Eukaryota; Viridiplantae; Streptophyta; Magnoliopsida; Solanales; Convolvulaceae
Product: putative late blight resistance protein homolog R1B-16
Exons: 3
Coding region: 119-1057 (312 amino acids)
Biological process (GO): defense response to other organism
Molecular function (GO): ADP binding
Source: RefSeq, a predicted model, not a curated record
UCAAUCUUCAUCUUCAUCUUCAUUUUCCUUCAAUUCACAGAAACAAACUCCGAUAAACAACUCUCUUUCUCAUUUACAUUACACCUACACAGAGCUAGCUAGAGACAGUGAGAGAAGAAUGGCCUGUGUGGUUGUACUUUCUCUUAUGAGGACGCUAGAGCUUGAGUUCUUGCAACCUCUGCCUCGUCCAAUUCUACAACAAAAUAAACUACUCAUCCCUCGCAACAUAGAGUUGAUCCAGUCUCUCCAUGGAAAGCUCCAAUCUCUUAUUGAGUUAUUUGAUGAGAAUAGGAUGGAUGGUGUGGAGGCAAUUAAAAUCUUGGAAACCAGACUCAGAGAUGUAGCUUUCAGAGUAGAAGAUGAAAUUGAACUCCAAGUAGUACAUCUUUAUCAGGAAGAGGAAAGGGAUACUUGGGGUCCUCGGGGAUGCUCAAUGCUUUGCCGAAUUUUUCAUCCGCCAAAGGGAAAUCCAAGGGAGUAUAAUGAUGUAGUGGAGAGAACUUGUCCUUCUCAGUCACUUGGUUAUAUAUUGCAACAAGCAAUACAAGACAUUGAUGCCAUCAAAGAAGAGCUGGUGAAAGUGAAGGAGGAGUAUGAGCUUUCCAAAGAUCUACACGGAAGAAAUGCUGCCCUUGAUGUUUUACCAAAGCCUGCAGAUGAUGAAGUUAUCACGAUGGCUCAUUCUUCCCACCAUGCUUCACAUUCCCAGGAAAUAAUGGUCGGAAAACAAGAUGAGUUUGAGAUUAUAAAGGAGAAGCUAAUCCAACAUCCCUCCCAACAGCUAGAAGUUGUCUCGAUUAAAGGUAUGGGAGGUAUUGGUAAGACAACAUUAGCAAAGAAAAUUUAUAAAGAUCCAUCAAUCACUUCCUACUUUGAUAUGCGAGCAUGGACUGUCGCAUCACAGUAUCACAAUAAGAGGCAAAUGCUCUUAGAUCUUCUUGGUUUCAAAGACGACGAUGCAGACAAAAGCAGUGAUGGGGACCUAGCAUUACUACUCAAAAAAAGUUUCAAGAAGUGUCAAAGGUACUUGGUUGUGAUGGAUCCGUAUGGAGUGUAGAGGCAUGGUAUGAUGUCAAAGCUUGCUUUCCUGAUGAUGAAAAUGGUAGUAGAGUAUUGUUGACAACUCGCCUUGGUGAGGUGGCUAAUCAUAUCUGCUCCAAAGAUUACUUUUCUCAUCAAAUGCAAUUGUUAGGACAAAGUGAGGGUUGGAAACUAUUUAAUGAAAAGGCAUGUAAAUCUCGCGGUGCUGAAUUUGAAACAAGUGAAUUUGAAACAAUUGGGAGACCGGUAGUUGAAAAAUGCAAAGGAUUGCCUCUGGCAAUUAUUGUGGUUGCAGGCCUUUUUUCGAAACUCAACACUCUAGAGGAGUGGAAAAAUACUGCCAAUGCUCUAAGUUUUUCUUCAACAACUACUCUAGAUGAUGAAGAAUGUUCGAGAAUACUCUCAUUGAGUUAUAAUCAUUUGACCCACAACUUGAAAGCUUGUUUCUUAUACUUGGGAGUUUUUCCAGAAGAUCACAAGAUCCAUGCUAAUAAUCUUGGAAGGUUAUGGCUUGCCGAAGGACUCGUAAAGGCAUUUGAGAAUGAAGAGUUUGAUGCAGUGGCUAACAGGUACAUGCUAGAACUUAUGGAUAGAAACCUAAUCAUUUUAAGCCAGCUAAGCCCUUGUGGAAGAAAAAUUAAGAGCUUUAGGAUGCAUGAUUUAUUGCAUGCCUUUUGUGUGAGAGAAGCUCAAAAGGAGAACCUUUUGCAUGUUGUCCUGAGUGAAAAUAGGUCUGAUUUCCCUCAGAAAGGCUUUCGUUGGGUAAGCAUCCAAUCUGUAAACUUUGACAUGUCUACAAUACGUUCUCAAUCAAAAAGCUGGAAGUCGUUUUUGUAUUUUUUGUUGGAGGAAUCAUCUUUGGAGUUCAAUGAUUUCAAUCUAUUAAGAGUACUCUACUCCAGUACUAAGUCCAUGAAGGUUAUGGUCCUUACGGAUAUUGUCCAUUUGAGAUUGCUAAUACUGAAACAAAAUAUAAAACUGUCCAGAGCUAGGGGAUUCCUAAAGCCAAGGUGUAGAAAGGGUAUAGAAUUGUCCAGGUCUUGGAAUCUUCAAACACUUCUUUGUUCCAAAGUCGUAUCAUAUAGAUCAGAUGAUGGAGGGAACUAUUCGGAGUUUCCACAACUACAGUAUAUUCGUUGUUAUGAUGGCUUUAUUCAUGGAAAUCCUCCCAGUUUUGUUCAUAAACUUUUUAGGAUAAGAGUUGAUGAUUGCACACAAGAAUACAUUAAGAAUAUUCCAUUCUUAAAAAAGGUAGGCAUUGUUUGUGAAGGCAGAGACGAUUACAAUGGUUGCAUUACGAACCUUGCCUCUUCAGAGCAGCUUGAGGGACUUCAUUUUGGUGGUACUGAGUUUUACAUACAUAGUCAAUUUACUAAUCAUAUUGUUCUCCUGAAAAAUCUUAGGACGUUGUCAUUAUUUUUUGUGGUAUUUGAUUCCGAUGGAAUUGAUAUUCUUAGCAAGUUGCCUAGGCUUGAGGUCCUCAAGUUAAAAUAUAUUGGAUUCCGAGGUGCACAGUGGAAAAUACAAGAGGAAGUGAUAUUUUGCCAGUUAAUAUUUUUGGAAAUUUUUUGCACUCCUCUCGAGCAUUGGGAAGCUAGUAGUCAUAAUUUCCCAAAACUUGAGCACCUAUAUAUUAGGUUUUGCUAUAAAUUGAGAGAGAUCCCAAUUGACUUUGCUGAAAUUUCAACAUUGAAGUCAAUCAAAUUAAGGGAGUGUCUUCAUUCUGCUGUGGAAUCAGCCAAAAAAAUUCUGGACGAACAACGUGACUAUGGAAACAACGAUAUGGUUGUUAUCAAGAAAGAAACAUUAAAUGUUUCGGAAUCUGAGGAAAGCCUGAGUGAAGAAGAGCCAGAUCAGAAGUGGAUAACUGAUAAUUGAUACCUUGUAUUCACUUUUAGGCAGAAGACAACAAUGGUAAUAUUUGGAAGCUUUUAAUGUGUUGGCUCAAAGGCAAAGAGCUGAACAAAUCUGAUGGGAAGAGAGAGAGAGAGUAUUGUAGCCCCGCCCGGACGGCCAGGCGUUUGUAGAAACUCAUUCAAGAAUCCAAUGCUUGCAAGAAUUCAUGGAGAAUGAAUAUAUGCAUGCAUGUAUAUAUGCUAUCUAUUUCUUGGAGUUUAGUUGUUGGAAUCGUAUCAGACAAUCACAAAACUCUGAGGAGUGCUCAAACUUCAUGUCUUGUAUUUUAGUACUGAAUUGGAAGCUUAAAACUUUACAAUACUCUUGAAGCUUAGAUUUGCAAUGUGUGUGUGUGUGUGUUUUUGAUGCAUACAUAUUGUUGGAGUUGAUGAUGAGUGUUAACAAACUAAUGAAGAAGAUUGCUUUGCUUAAA